AUGACAUCUGCCAAAGUUUCUCGUAGUAUUUUACAAUUAAUUUUAUCUGAACAUCAAUAUAUGCGUCAUACGUAUGAGCAGUUAAAGAUGAUUCAAGAUCCUGCUGAAUUAGAAAAAAGUGUUCGAAAAUGGAUUGAAUUUAUUUGUUUACAUGGUCACAAAGAAGAAAUAGCAUUUUAUCCUGCUGUUGAAAAAUAUCUAGAAAACGGAAAACAUGUCGUUGAACAUUCGUUGAACGAACAUCGAAAAUUAGAUAAAGAGUUAAAGCUAUUAUUAGAAAUGGUACCAGAACAAGAGAAUAGUAGAGAUGAUAACACAUACUGGAAACAAAUAAGGGAAUCAAUGAAGCCAUUGUUGCAUCAUUUAGAUGAUGAAGAAAGGAAAAUUAUUAUUCCGUUACAAUCAAUAAUAAAUGAACAAGAGCAAGAAAGGUUAGCUGGAGAAUUUGAUCGAGCUGAAUCUGUUGCAAGUGCGAAACCACAUCCAGAAAUGUCAAAAAAAGCGGAAGAGGCACCGAUGGAAAAUAUUCAAAUUGGUUUAAAAGAAAAACAAGACUUGUAG
Didymodactylos carnosus is the source of this 561-nucleotide messenger RNA. The record is from the annotation of a GenBank genome assembly. NCBI's taxonomy places the organism in Eukaryota, Metazoa, Rotifera, Eurotatoria, Philodinida, Philodinidae.